This is a messenger RNA of Mesocricetus auratus (golden hamster), 2300 nucleotides long. RefSeq names its product ubiquilin like (gene Ubqlnl). Gene Ontology annotation, biological process: ubiquitin-dependent protein catabolic process. Lineage: Eukaryota; Metazoa; Chordata; Mammalia; Rodentia; Cricetidae. Gene Ontology annotation, cellular component: cytosol. Bases 266 to 2098 code for a protein of 610 amino acids. The record is from RefSeq and is a predicted model, not a curated record. The transcript has a single exon. Gene Ontology annotation, molecular function: polyubiquitin modification-dependent protein binding.
AUCACCACUUAGUCUACUCUGUGCCAAGUAUGAGUCAGUAGCCACGCCAGGCCUCAGCUGGGCCACAUCUGGAGAAUUGGGGUGAGGGUACAACAUCGAAUAAUACCGGAUUUAGCCCAUUCAUCCUUUUUGGGGACAUCAAGAAAAACUAACCUAUGAUCUCAGAACAAAACACCUGCAACAAAGGCCAGCAGGACCAUUUGCCUGCCCUCACCUCUCUGCCCCUGCUUCUGCCUGCUCUCCAUCUGCCUGCCCACUAAGGUCUAUGCCACAUAUUAUCUCUCGAACACCUAGGAUGCCCCAGAGCAGAUGUCCUGCAGGUGUGUCUGAAGAUGGGAAUAUCUCUCCAAGUGUUAUUCGAGUGAUUGUAAAGACAUCAGGCAACCAGAACAAUUUUACAGUAGCUGGUGAUACCUCAGUGGAGCAAUUCAAGGAGAAACUGUCUGCUCACUUCAAAUGCCAAAUGGACCAAUUGGUACUGGUUUUCAUGGGCCGCCUUCUCAAAGAUCAUGACAUACUGAGUCAAAGGGGCAUCACAGAUGGCCAUACCAUCCACGUGGUCAUCAAGUCCAAGCACGGCUCCAGAUCCCUGGCUCAUUCUUUCCGGAACUUGUUAACCAAACAUCCCAGCCAUCAAGAUAGAAGCAUCAAAGGAAACAGCAGUAGGAUUUGUCAAUCUGCAGGCAUGUGUCAAACCAAAGUGGAAUCAUCCCUCCUCACGGAGUCUGAUGCACCCAAGGUGGGUACUCAAAACCCAGAAGUGGAUAGUCCAGAGCAUGUUGCACAGAUAUUGGAGAAUCUUUGUGUUCAGAGAAUGUUGUCCAAUAUGGAUUUCAUGCGCCAGCUGAUAUCAGAACACCCAGAUAUACAAGAACUGAUACAGCAGAACACAGAAGUCUCCCAUCUUCUUGACAAUUCUGAUAUCCUAUGCCAGACUCUGGAGCUGGUCAGGCACCUUGCCAUUAUCCAAGAGAUAAUGCAGAUAAAUCAGCCAGCACAGAACCUUGAGCAUCCACCAAACCCACAGCCAUACCUGGGCUUAGAGACAAUUCCAAAUGGGAACAAUGCCCUGGGACAGAGCUAUGAUUUCAAUGACCAAACGCUCAAUGGCAUGCAAGAUCUUCUAGGGGGCAACUCUUUUACAGCCCUUCUGACUGGACAAGUACUAGAACAAGUCCAGACUCCUUCCCUAUCUGUACCACCAUCUGGAGAACAAUGGAACCAACCCCCUAAUGCCCAAGUCAUUUAUGCUAAUUCUUGUGGAUUAUCAUCAAUCACCCCAACAAAUUCUACUCUAAACAAUGCUAACCACGCUUCCAGGGAAAAUCCAGUCACAGUAACCACCAAGGGCGAAAGCCGUGUGGGUGCUGUUCAGCAGCCAGCUGGGGUUCCAGCCUUACCCAGCACAGCAGUCACCCAGGAGCUUCAGGAAGAUGGUAAGGAUACUACCCUCCCUCUAGGUAGCUCUGACCAGUGGUUAGAGGAAGAUCUCCAGCAGUCAGAUGAGCAGACCAGCUCUCAGAUCACAGGAGGAAUGAUCCAGUUGCUGAGGAACUACCCACACAUGGCAGCCCAGAUGCUGCUGCUCAUGAAUAUGCCCCAACAGAAUGAACAGUGGAGGCAGCAAUCGCCCACAUCCUUGCAGUCAUCACAACUUUCUGACUUGCUUUUAGCCCUAGCCAACCCUAAAACAUCACAAGCAAUAUUACAAAUUGAGCACGGUCUGCAGCUAUUGGCUACAGAGGCUCCUAUUCUUUUGCCAUGCAUUGAACCUUACUUAUGGGGUCUAGGAUGGCUUCCUCCUUCCAGCUGUAACUACCCUGAUGCAGUGCCCUGGACCCUGAAUGUGCCUGACAUGGCUGAACCUCAGUGGCCUGAAUGCUGCCCGAAAUCUGGAACUGUCCUGCAGAGCGUACAGCCCCCAUCUGGAGAUCCUUCUCAUUCCCUACAAGCCCCCGAAGUUCAUUUCAGCAAACAGAUGGAACAUCUCCAGGCCAUGGGAUUUGUGAAUUAUAAUGCCAAUCUGCAAGCUCUCAUUGCUACUGAUGGUGACACGAAUGCUGCUAUUCACAAGCUCAAGAAAUCUCAGGGAUCCUAGCCAUCAUGUCUCCCCAUCUGCUUUCUACCUCCAUGUUCACCCAUUUGACUACCUCACCUGCCUUUCCUACCUUUCCUGAUGCUUCCAACUGGGAGAAGUCUUGGAACAGGAAAAACCAAUCAACGCUUGCUCAACUGAAUACUAGAUCACUGGUCAUGGCUGGAAGACCUGUCAAUAAAAUGGCUACACCUACUUGCCUUCA